UUAAAUAGAUAAUACUUUUAUUUAUAUUAAUUAUUAUGGGUGAGAUAGAAAAUUUAGAUACAUUGGAUAACGAAACAUCCAGAUUUGCUGAUUAUUUUGUGAUAUGUGGAUUGGAUUUACAUUCUGGAUUAGAGUUAGACCGUCUAGCAGGUGAUAGUCUUCAAAGUUCACCGUUGGAACGAGCAUAUAAAACUAAAGUGCUAGGACAUUAUCCAGAAAAUGUAACAUGGAAUCCAUUUGAUCCACAAGCAAUAGGUUUAUUAUGCUUGCCAGCAGGUCUUCGAUUUCGUACUCAAAAACAUUCAAUUAUAAAUACACCACAUUUUCACAGUUUUGUGAUAACACGUGAAGAUGGUUGCCGUUAUUAUGGACAUAGUUUGGUAUUUUACGAGGAGGUUACUAAUCGUGAUAUAUGCAAUGCCAUGCAUACUUUACAGGCAAUGCAUAUAACAGAAUUAUCAAGUAAUCAACCAAAUAACCCACCACGAAUGCGUACACCAAAAGAAAAUCAAUCUAGAUCUCUUCCUCGUCAUUUUAAAUUGGCUGUACAUAACAGUGCUGGUGCACUUAGUUAUUAUGAUAUUACCAAAGAUAAAUUAUAUGUCACGAAGAGUAUUGCACUUGUUUCGCAGUCCUCAUAUACACAUGCAGCUCAAAUGUUCUUAGUUAAUUUAUAUAAGUGUUUACCACGUCGCCCAACGUCAAAUUUAAGUUUAGAAAGUUAUGUUUAUAAUUUAUUGUAUGAAGUAAGUUUACCACAAGAAGGACGUAGCGUUCGUAUAUAUUUACCACCAACGGAGCCAUCAUUACCUCCUCAACCAUUUAUAUUACAACGUCCAGCACCGCCUGUUGAAUUACCCUCAUUAGAUUUUACACUGCGAAUGGUAUUCGUAUGGUUAGGUGUGGAUGCUGUAGUACAUUUGUUUACAUGUUUACUUUUGGAACAUCAAAUACUCUUACGUUCAAAUGAUUGUCAAAAGUUAAUGAUUGUAGCUGAAUGUAUGACGUCUUUAUUGUUCCCCUUUAUAUGGCCACAUGUGUACGUGCCAAUCUUGCCAAUUUCCAUGCAUCAUUUUUUGGAUGCUCCAGUUCCUUUUCUUAUGGGUCUGUAUUCGGGAUCUGAAAAUAAUUUUAAAGUAGCAUCGGAAGCAACUCUCUGUUAUGUUGAUAUUGAUAAGCCUAGUGUACAAUUACCUGAAGAAUUACCUGAGUUCCCACAUUUACAAUCAUUUAUUGCUGAAUUGACAUCAGCAUUAGAUAAAAAUGGUAUAUCGAUAAGUAAAAUGGAGAGUGUAACUAUAACAAAAAGUCAACAGCAACAUGACAAUAUAAUGUCAACAAGUUGUACAUUACCGAGUGGUUAUCAUCAUCACGCACGGCGUAAACAUUCAUUACACGAUGUACUUGAACGUGAACGUCCUCCAUCACCACCUGGCUCAGCACGUAACGAAGCAUUACAACGUAUUGCAGAUAUUGUACGACGUACAGGUGUUGCAUUAGAUAAAACGGAUAAUGCACAUCCGGUCGACCAAUAUGCGGAUGAUCUAAAAUUUAAUAAUAUUAUUCGUGAGAUAUUUUUAAAUCGUUUCGUACAUAUUUUUCAAUCGUACGAACAUUUUGUGAUAUUACCAAAUCAGGAUAAACAAGACUGGCUAAAUAAUCGUGAUACAAUGCAAAAUUUUGACAAAGCCUCAUUUUUGUCUGAUCAACCAGAACAACAUCGUCCAUUCUUAUCAAGUUUUUUAGAAAGUCAAAUGUUUGCAACAUUAAUUGAUAAUAAGAUUAUGUCAUCGUGGGGUGAUUACUUUAUAAAUUUAAUUAUAUUCGAUCAUCGUAUUAAAUUGUUACGCCAACGUCAUGGUGGUGAAACACUAGUUAGAUCGUUAACUUACGAACCAUGCACUUUAGCACGUGAAACACAACGAUUAGUAGAACGACGAUUAGCUAAUCCAGAUAUGGAUUGUCCACAGCCACGUGAAGUUAUACGCAGUCGUACAAAAUGUUAUCGUACAUUUCCAUUACUUGAUGCUGAUUCUUUGAAACCACCAGAUCGUAAACGAGAACAACGUUUUCGAUCCACUUUGGCUACGAUACCACCACCGGCUAAUUAUCGCCCAGUCGCCUUGUUAGUGCCAGCAAUGCAAGAAAAGCUACAAGCAAAACAAAAUGAAUUAAGCCCAGCUUUAAUUGCACAAGCAAAUUGGACUUUUGUUGGAAAAUUGUUAAAGGAUUGUAAAAGUAAAACAAAAAGAAUGUUAGUCGCGGCAUUGGGAGCAGAAGCAGCAGCACUUGGUCAUGGUUGUGAUGCAGCAAGCGCGGUCGAAGAAAGCACACUAGUCUCUUCAUUAUGUGAUCUAUUGGAACGAGUUUGGGCACAUAGUUUGAUACAUCGUAAGGGGAAAAGUGCUUUAUGGACACAUUUGCUGUUAUAUCAAGAGCAAAGGCAGAAUACAUUACCUAGCGGAGGUAAUGAACACAAUAGUUUAACGCCUGCCCGCGCUUGGAAAAAGUCACAAGAAAAUGUUACUGAUGAAGAAAAUACACCACCAUCUCCAAAUCGUAUUCUUAAGAAUGAACAAUUACCAAACUUGCCCGAUUCAUUGUUAUUUGAUAUGAGAAACAUUCAAGCAAUGUCCGAUGUAAAAACACAUAUUGGUAUGGCCCGCGCAUGGAUACGCUUGGCAUUAGAGAAAAAACAGCUAUCACGGCAUUUACGAACUCUAUUAUCUGAUAGUCAUAUUCUGAGAUCAUUAUAUAAACGUUCAGCGUUUUUACGCAGUGAAGAUGAACGGGAACAAUUUCUGUAUCAUUUGUUAUCACUGAAUGCAGUUGACUAUUUUUGUUUUACUAGCACUUAUCCAACAACAAUUCUUCCAUAUCGUGUCAUUAUAUUUCCAUCAAGAAAAUCUGGCUCGAAUACUGUUUCAGCAAAUGUUUGGGUUGUUUUAUCGGGAUCAUUAGCGGAAACUAAACAAGUAUUUGUACCACGACAAUCAUUGGACUUUGUCAUUCACCAUAAAAAUUUGGGUGUUUUAACAACAAUGCGUAUAGGGCAUGAUAAUUCAGGUCUGUGGACAAAAUGGAUGGUUGAACACGUUGUAGUUCGAAAUGAAGUUACCGGCCAUACCUACAAAUUUCCGUGUGGUCGUUGGUUAGGUCGUGGGAUCGAUGAUGGCUCAACAGAACGUUUACUAGUAGCAAGUUUAGUGCCGCGUCAUGUUGAUAGCGAUGAAUUGGUACAAAGUUGUAAAACACCACCACGAUGUCGUUCUCCAAGUGUAACACGACCAGAGCUACGACCAUCAGAAAUACAACAUUUAAUUGGUGAUUGUGUAAAUCGUAUUGUAAAAUGGCAUUAUAGAAAAAGAUCUGAUAAAAAUUCAUCGUUAACCGCAUUACUAUGUGGAGAAGGUGGUCUUGUUCAUUGUUUGGAGCAAGCAUUUUUAUGCGGUUUUAGAUCGUCAAGAUUAUUUGGACGGAACUUGUAUUUGUGGGAUUAUUUUGUUCGUGUUAAAGAACAUUUUGAAGUGAGCUUAAAUGAAGAAUCAAGUGUAAACAAUACUGAUUAUUUAAAAGCACCAGAUCGAGCAACUAGACGUCAAUCGGCUGUCACAAAUCAUGAACAAAUUGCUGUGUGGCGUUGUUAUUCACAUUUAAUGGAUGAAAUACAAAAUGUAUCUCAAUCAUUAGGAAAAGAUGGCAAAUUUCAAUUGUUUAUUUGUCUUGGUGUCAGAGAACAUUUACUACAUCGGAUGCUAGUACCAAUGUCCAGUACACGUGCUACAAUUGAAAUGUACGAAGAGCAAUCAUUUUUACGUAAUCGUGGCCUACUUACAUUCUUACGACAAAUAUUAGAACCAUUAGAUGAAUUAGAUGUCGUAUUAGAAAAUUCAGUUACCCAGGGUAUUUCAUCUCAAGUUUAAGUCAAUUCAUUUGUUUUCAUGAGUACAUGGCCAGAAAUUAUUGUUUUUUUUAUCUGCAUUACAAUUAAUUUUUUAGUCAGGUAAACCAAUUUUUAAUUGGAACAAUAAUAUUAUAAUGGUCUAUUUUAUAUUCUUGACAGUUUGAUGAUAACAUCAUUACAGUAGGUUCAGGCACUAUUUUAACAUCCUUUAUAUAAUAUACGACAGGUAUAUUAAAUUUGAUUUAAAGUUUGUAACGCUUAUAAAUAUUGAUGGUAGAAACAAAACACCUAUAAAUUAGUACGUUUCAGUUUGUCCAUUAAAAUGAUAUUGAAGAACCUAUACUUAAAAAGUGAAAUAGUAUCCGUGAACGAUCAAUGUCAAAAUCUUUGCAGGUCGUAAAAGACCCAAAAAAAAUUUUUAAUAUAAAAAUGUUGUUUUUGAAAUGAAAGCAAUAUUUUUAAAGUUUUGAAAUGCUUGAUAUAAAAAAUAAUCGUUUGUGCGCCAUGCCAUGUAAUCAUUUGAAAAAUAUAUAUAAAAAGUACAUCAUUGUCAUCCAUCCAUUGAUGUGUUUAUAAUUUCAGUGUAGCUAAAUUAUAUAUCGGAAUAUUGUUAUGGUUUACAUAUAUAUUAUUAUAGGCGAAAUGCUUCAAGAUCGGAAGCGAUAGUUUGGUCUUGGCAUAAACUAAAGUCAGUCGUUAAAAACUAAAUAUUAUUGAACUUAUAGUUGGAAGCAUAAUAGACUGGUGAUUUGAACAAAUGAUGGAAUGGUAGAAUUCAGACUCCCAUUUUGAAUAAUUAAAAUAGAAAAUAGUCCUUAUUGCGAAAUUUUUAUGCUGAUAGAUGUUACAUAAUGUAGGGGAGGUUUAAAAUAGCUCAUGUUCGUAACUGGCUACGAAUUUUCAAAAGGGCCGAUAGUUGUCUACCAUUCAUUCUUUCUAUUAAAAUCGUUCAGUCAUAACUGAUUCUUCAAAUAAUAAAAACAAAUACCCAAAUAUAUUUAUAAAGUGUAUGUGUUUGUUAAAAUAUUUUAUUAUUUUUAAACAAAUUUUUAGCUUUAACCAAUAAAAACAAAGUUUCAUUUCAAUAAUAUAUAACAAAUUAUAUUAGGUCUGUUCCUAAAUACAAACCGCCAAGCUGCCCAUCACGGUUUGUUUUUGACUAUUAUGUUAAAUACAAUUGUUGGUGUUAAAGAUUUAAUAAUAGUUUCGUUAUAGAAUAGCGGUCACUCAACAGUUGAGUGGUUCCAUCGACCAAUUUCCUAGAUUUUCUUUACCUAUAUCUAAAGCUAGCUACUAGUAAACAUCAUGAACGUAGCUUUUAGAACUUAGAACCAUAGAAAACGUAAAAUAACUAAGGAAAUUAAAAAGAUUUGUAGAAUACGGAUUUGUAGGCUUUGUUUAUUUGAAUUAACCUUUAAAUUGAGAUUGAUUCAAUUCAAGACCAGCAAUUAGUGAAGAAAAUGGGUAGUUUGCACAGUUUGCUAACCUAAAACUGAAAAAAAUUUCAAUUUAAAGAUCGAUUCAGUUUUUUUUGUCACCAUUGUAUCCGAGAACGUGGGUUUUUUGAGUAUACAUUUUAUGACGAUUCACUUUAGUUUGCGAUUAUUUGACCAUUUCGCUUAUGUGGUUUCGUCUAUUAUUGUAGAUUGAUGAUAAUAAUAAACUCCUCCAUUCGUCACACUUGUUAUGUAAUUACAAAAAAACAAAAUCUAUAUAUUUUAUGUAUAAUAAAUUAUUAAUUUUAUGUUUAAUAAACAAUCACCAAUGAAUGAUACUUUCACACGGCAUGCAGAUUCGGUAGAGACUUUAUUUACACAUUUUGUAUGUUCGAAUUUCAAAAAUUGAAGCGACAUUACUGAAUUAUUCACCAUACUUGAUAUCGAUAAAAAAAUAAUAUAUUUUGUAAUUGAAAUUAUUUAAAAGUGAUAUGACUCCACCGCUUGCUACUAUUCUUUCGAAAUCUCCAUUUAUACAUCAUUUUUCUUAAUUUUACUAAAUAUAUGCAGUGAUAGAAUAAAUACCUAUUUAAAAUUUGAUAGCAAGUGAUAUAAAACAUAUAACAAGUGGUAUAUCGAAAAUUAUGGAAACCUGAUACGUGGAAAAAAGUCUGUCUAAAACUGUCUAGUCAAAAACAUUUAGGAUCAGUUAUUUGUGUUUAUUCUGAAAUAUCGAAUUGAGAUUUUUUCAUAUACUACGAAAAGGCGUUAUAUUUUAUAUACAUUUACCAUUCUGUAUACAAAAUUGGUUUUAAAUUUUGGUACCCCUCCUCCCUUCACAAUGGCAUCACCCAAAUGUUUAUGUCUCAGCGGCCUAAACCGAAAUCAAGUAUUGAUAAUUAAAUAAUAUAAUGUGUAUAAAUAAAUUCCAAUGGCAGUUUCACUACUCUUUUAAUUUAUAUUUAAAAAGCGUUUUAAAAUUUGCAUUUUUAGAUAAUUCUAUCUUCAUUUCGAGCUAUUUUAAUAAACUGAUAUCAUAAAGAAUUCGAUAAAAACCUUAUAAAAAGUGGUUUCAUUAAUGUUGUUUCUGAUGUUCCGGUUCUUGCCAUUCUAAUAAAUAUCUACGAGAGACGAAUACACACAGUCACAAAUAUAAAGAGUCAUAUUGGAAAACUGUUAAUUUCUAGUUCUAAUAAUAAAGAAAAUGUUUAAAUUUACAAGAAAUACAACUCAAUAAAAAUUCUGCAGACUUACGAAAACACGUUUCGGUUGUCGGUAAGAGUUUCAACACUCCUGUUUAUGAGAUACUACGGGUGGGCUAAGCCGAGAAAAUCUUUUUCUAAUGUUUGAAAGCAUAAUGGCGACCGUUGAAUAUGAAGAUAAAUAAUCUACUUUGUUUCUUGAAAAAUACUAAUUCAAUAAAAUAAGUUUAGAAACGUAUUUUUACUAAAGUACUGGUAAAUAUUUUUCAAACUAAUAAAAAAGAAGCAGCUUUUAAUUCUGUGAGUAAAUGCUGAACGCACAAAACAAUGAAUAGUUAUAAAAUUUAUUUUUUAAGAUUUUUGUAUCUCUAUUAAUUAAAAUUUAAGUUCUUUUAUCUUUAAUUAUAAUUAUAUUUUGUCAAAUCUUAAUGACGUGUGAUCGAUCAAGAAUAGUAUUAAAUGUUUAUUAGGAAUUGGUA
Molecule: messenger RNA, 7021 nt
Organism: Chrysoperla carnea
Lineage: Eukaryota; Metazoa; Arthropoda; Insecta; Neuroptera; Chrysopidae
Gene: pns
Product: DENN domain-containing protein 5B
Exons: 15
Coding region: 36-3923 (1295 amino acids)
Molecular function (GO): guanyl-nucleotide exchange factor activity; small GTPase binding
Source: RefSeq, a predicted model, not a curated record